GACCGAACCUUAAAUUGGAUUAGGAGCCCGAUAUCCCGACAGACAACUCCCAACUCGUUACUCGCGGCUGGAAACUUGAACUUUCCAUCUUCCGCUUCGAUAGAUUUUAAUGACUAGGACUGGAAAGAUAUCGAGCCAGCAAUCGACAAAAAAUUAACUCGACACUUUCAGUCAUUUGCGAAUUAGAUUUUAAAUGUAUUAGUAGUUAUAUGGAAACGCUUUUUACUCGAAAUGGAACAGCCGUAACGACCCUUCAUCCGCCUAUCGCCCAUCGCUUUUGUCGCCUGUCGCCAGUCUAUGCCCACGCUCACGAAUCCCGUCAAUCCACCCAAUUCCAUCAGCCACGAAGCCGAUCAACCGUGACGUCGCACCCCGAUUAUGAAUGUCGCCUUUGUCCGACAUUGACAAACAAUCCUACGAAUUCCUCUUGGUGUCUCCGAGAACUCCUCUUUUUCCCCUUGUAGACCACGAACCCCACGACCUUAGGUUGUCCGCCAAUACCUAACCCGCCAAAGUUGCGAGUUACGCCCUUUAAGACGAAUCAAGAAGCUGAGGCUUGACCUCAACCUACCUAGCCAAGACCACGAGGUCGGCAUCAUGUCUAGCUCUUUCGAGAAGUCGGUGAAGGGUGCAACCAAGAUAAAGGCUGCUCCUCCGAAGACCAAAUAUAUCGAACAUAUUCUCAUCGCCACCCACUCAGGCGAAGCUGGAGUAGGAGAGAUUUUCCGAGCGCUCCAGUUUCGGUUGCGAGACUCAACAUGGACCGUCGUACUCAAGAGCCUGAUCACCAUUCACUUGAUGAUCAGAGAAGGCUCCCCAGACGCGACACUAGGAUAUCUUGCGAAACAUCGAACUGCGCUAGCCAUUAGCUCAUUUACCGAUGCUCAAAUCCAGGGCCGAAAUAUACGACACUAUGCCGGCUAUCUAGCAGAACGAGUGCGUGCAUUUAGGGAGACGGGAGUAGAUUGGGUUCGGGGCAAAGAGACAAGAUUGGAAAAGCUUUCCGUUGAGAAGGGGCUGCUUCGGCAAACCGAAGUUGUGCAGCAUCAACUUACCGCCCUCCUGAAGUGCGACGUUCUUGAAGACCCCGAGAACGAAAUCACCAUCACCGUCUUUCGACUUCUGGUUCUUGAUCUGUUGUCGCUAUUCCAAGUGUUGAAUCAAGCCAUGAUCAAUCUCUUAGGGCACUUCUUUGAAAUGUCGAAGGUGGAUGCAGAGAGGGCUUUGGGCAUCUACCAGAAUUUCACGAAACAGACAGACUAUGUCGUGCAAUAUCUAUCUGUGGCAAGGCAAUGGGAGCCUCACACUAGGGUUGAGGUACCUAAGCUGAAGCAUGCUCCAGUUACCCUUCGACGUCAGUUGGUAGAAUAUUUGGAGGAUCCCGACUUCGAAACCCACCGACGACAGUAUCUAGCCGAGCUUGACGCCAAGAAAGGUGGUACUGGACUGUCCUCGAAAACCGACAAGGGCACUACAGAUUCAAAAUCAACCGCCGCAAAAGCAAAAGCAUCAGCCGCAUCUACUUCGGGGGCACCAGCACAAACUAGCAAGGGACCUGAUCCAGAUCUCAUCGAUUUCUUUGACUCGAUAGAGCAGAAUCAAACCUCUAUGGCCGUCCACCCGAAUAAUCAGCCACAACAUCAGAUAGGCCAAGUGAACCAACCAAUGCCUACUGGAAACCCUUGGCCCUCGAACGAUGGUUUUGCGGUGCAACAGACCGGCCAGCUUCAAGCCAAUGGGUUUGUAUCCCAACCAACUGGGUUUCAGCCCAAUAAUAGCCCUUUUCAACAACAGAACGUCGGUGCGUUCUCUCAGCAACAGCAGGUGCCGAAUCAGAUGCAACCGAGUUUCACCGGGGCUGGUUUCGGUGGCUUCACGCCACAGCCGCAGCCGUCUUUCACACCAAACACCCUCCCCCCUAUACCCCAAGACUCUGCUGCACCAUUUCAACCUGGGACUCUUUCGCCUCCUAUGCAGACGGGCAUGCAGACGGGCCUGCAACCUGGUCUAAUGCCUGGCCAGCAGAUCACGAAUCCCUUUAGGGCAUCUAUGCUGAUGGCGAAUCCGACUGGAAUGCCUAACAACUCAUUUGGCGCGCCGACUAGCCCGCAAACUCAAGCUACUAGCCUAACUCGGCAGAACACCAAUCCCUUCGCUAGAUCAUCCCCUCAAGCUGUAACACCUUUUCAAAAUCCUCCAUCGACCUCUCCUUUCCUGUCGCAACCUCCCCAAGCCCCAGUUCAAGCACCACUUCAGUCAGCCACGACCGGAACAAAUCCAUUUGCCAGGAAUUUCAGCCAGACUCAGAAUCUCCCUCAGGCUCAACCAACUCAACCCCAGAGACCUCAGACGAGCAGUGGCCUCAUGCCGCAACCAACCGGCAGCACAAAUCCGUUCCGGCAGGGCGCAUUCGUGAAUCAUCAAACAGGGAUGGGUUGGCAGCACGGACAACAGCCACUUGGUGGAGGGCUAGAUCAUAUGGAGACGAUGCCGGUAUUCCCUCGACCUGCUACACAGACACCCUGGCAACAAUAGGGUGGCAUCAUUAGGUAACUUUGGGAGUAUAAGUGUCAAACAGGAUGGAAGUAAAAGAUCAAUGCAACAAGUUACGUGGGGGGAAGCCUGCUAAUUUAUCGAAGUGCGCAUAGAGCGAGGCGUUUUCUCUGGAUUUGAUGGCUUUUCGCCCUUGCAUGCAGGACUUUUCCAGAAUGGGAAGGGAAAAUAGUGAGUUAGAUAAAUGUAACCAACAGGGGAAUUUUCCUACCGGACCAAUCCUCUAUAAACAAGCGGAUACGAAGUCCUACUGAGAGUGUGUGUUGGAGAAAAAGAGAAAGAAACAAAUCAUCGAACAGGCCCGUUCAGCCUUGCUUUACUUUGCUUUAACCACCUACCCCUUUUAUCAAAGGAGAUUCUUGUAAGAAAGAAAAGCAGGCGGAAUCUCAGAUGGCGGAUUCGCGACUUUGACUGCGGAUGAGAGAUUGGUGGUGAUGGAGGUUUUUAUCGAUCUUCAUGCUGCGGAAAAUAAACCUUGUACUAUUCAAUGAGAAAGGGGGGAGAAAGAGGAAGAGGAAGGUGAGGGGGAAGGGGAGAGGAAAGUCGGUUGACUUAAACUUGACGGACACCUUGCAAAGCAAAUCACGUUUAAUAGUAGGC
Annulohypoxylon maeteangense is the source of this 3153-nucleotide messenger RNA. Its product is annotated as ANTH-domain-containing protein. Gene Ontology annotation, cellular component: clathrin-coated pit; clathrin-coated vesicle. The transcript is spliced from 5 exons. NCBI's taxonomy places the organism in Eukaryota, Fungi, Ascomycota, Sordariomycetes, Xylariales, Hypoxylaceae. Gene Ontology annotation, molecular function: 1-phosphatidylinositol binding; SNARE binding; clathrin heavy chain binding. The coding region runs from base 598 to 2535 and encodes 645 amino acids. Gene Ontology annotation, biological process: clathrin-dependent endocytosis; vesicle budding from membrane; clathrin coat assembly. The record is from RefSeq and is a predicted model, not a curated record.